CCUCAGAUAUGACUGCUGACGGGGACUGGGUCGUGGUAAUAUAGCCUGAGUACGGCAGUGUAGGAAAACUAGGAUAAUAUGCUUUAUUAUUUGGUCUGUUUUUUGUUACGGGACUUUUGGCUGCGACACAAAAUGGCGGCGGCUUUACACACGGCCCUAUGCAUACAGCGUUACAACAGCACAACAAGAUGGCGUCGUCUCCUUCAGGGCGCCAGAGGAGAGGAGAGAGAAACAACGGCCACAUCACGCGACAGUGAGGAGACCGCCCAGUCUGAGCUCGGCUGCCUAGUAACAGCCAAUAGGACGUCGUUGGGCAACAGACUUCUGCCCGGCUCCAGCCAAUGACGACGGAGGCUUUCUUUGGAUGACGUGGAGACUGCACUGAGUCACUCGUCCUGGAGUCCUACGAAGGAAAGGGCGCGUCCUCGCUCGCUGCUGCAGUGGCCGUUCCCCUCAAGGCCGUCGGGGGGCGCCUGAACAACGGGAGGUAUGGCGGCCAAUAGGAAAAGGCCCCGGUCCGAGUGGGCGGAUGGCGUCGUAAUGGAUGGGCGCGGCAGCCAAUGGGAGCGCCGCGGCUCCAGUGGAGGCGGUUUCGCACCGACCAAUCAUCUGCUGCUGCUGUAUUUAUAUAAGACUGGCCUCAGCUGCCGAAGCGCCAUUUCGCUGAAGCGGAGAGCAGGAGCUGAAAGUGGAGAGUCUGAGGUGGUUUGAGUCAAAGAGACCGCUACGCCCUCGCUCCGGGAGCGGGCGUCCACACAAUCCGAAUCCAUCCGCAUGGAGACGGCCCUAAACCCGGCGUUUAAAAGGCCUCCUCUGGAUUUAAGCCAUGGUAUAAUGGGCCAGUCUGUGGAGGGAACACCAGGAAAACGUAUUCGCAAGCCCUCUCUUUUGUACGAAGACUUUGAGGGUCCCAACAUGACAUCCAGUGUGUUUAAUCACACGCCGCAAGUCAACCCACCUCCUCCUGAGGUCAGCAACCCCAAAAAGCCCGGCCGCUCAACCAAUCAGUUGCAGUACUUGCACAAAGUGGUCAUGAAGUCUCUGUGGAAGCACCAGUUCUCUUGGCCCUUCCGCCAGCCUGUGGACGCUGUAAAGCUGGGUUUACCGGACUAUCAUAAGAUCAUCAAGCAACCUAUGGACAUGGGGACCAUCAAGAGGAGAUUAGAGAACAACUAUUACUGGAGUGCAUUGGAGUGUAUGCAGGACUUUAACACAAUGUUCACUAACUGCUACAUUUACAACAAGCCCAAUGAUGACAUUGUACUAAUGGCUCAGAGCCUGGAGAAGAUGUUCCUUCAGAAAGUAGCACAGAUGCCACAGGAAGAGCAAGAGAUUCCAAACACUGCUACAAAAAUCAAACCUGUGAAAAGCCCCAAGCUUGCAGGUGGCAUCACCACUGCCCAUCAAGUGCCAGCCAUUUCCUCCAUGUCACAGUCCUCACAUUACCCAAGUUCUCCGGAAGUUCCCACCACCAUCAUUAACUUACCGCACCCACCAGUCCUGUCUAAUCCUAUACUGAAAUCUAUGCCCUCUUCUCAGACUCUCUCCGUUAUCCCAGCGACCACACAACCAAGUUCAAAGAAGAAAGGUGUAAAGAGGAAAGCAGACACUACAACUCCAACCACCAUGGCUAUUAUUGCCACCAGUGGAGAUUCCUUCCCUCUAUCUCCAGCUGAAAACAAACCUUCUAAGAUCCCAGCCCGGCGGGAAAGUGGCCGCCCCAUCAAGCCACCUCGUAAAGACUUGCCUGACUCCCAGCAACAUCAAACUUCAAAGAAGGGCAAACUGUCUGAACAGCUGAAAUACUGCAAUGGCAUUCUCAAAGAACUUCUCUCCAAGAAACAUGCAGCUUAUGCGUGGCCAUUCUAUAAACCUGUGGAUGCCUCUACUCUGGGACUGCACGAUUACCAUGAUAUCAUCAAACAUCCCAUGGACCUCAGCACUAUUAAGAAAAAGAUGGAAAAUAGAGAAUUCCGCGAUGCCCAGGAGUUUGCUGCAGAUGUCCGACUUAUGUUUUCUAACUGUUACAAGUAUAACCCCCCAGAUCAUGACGUUGUGGCUAUGGCUAGAAAGUUGCAGGAUGUGUUUGAGUUCCGUUACGCCAAGAUGCCUGACGAGCCUAUUGCAGUUAAUCCCCCCACCACCUCUACACAAAUGCCCCCCUCCGACUCCAAGUCCUCUUCAGAUUCCUCCAGCGAGAGCAGCAGUGAGAGUUCAGAUGACAGCGAGAGUUCUGACGACUCUGAGGAGGAGAGGGCAAAUAGACUGGCAGAGCUUCAGGAGCAGCUACGAGCAGUACAUGAGCAGCUGGCUGCGCUUUCCCAGGGCCCGAUCUCUAAGCCUAAAAAGAAGCGCGAGAAAAAGGAAAAGAAGAAAAAGAAAAAAUCUGAUAAAAGAAAAGGGAAAGAUGAUGAUGAGUGGAGGUGUGGCAAAUCACGCCCGUCCCAGAAUAAAAAAUCCAAAAAGUCUAGUUCUGGCGGUGGGACCACUAGCACAAGCAGCAGCUCCACGACCCCGGCUUUCUCAAAGAGCUCAAAGAAAUCAUCUGUGAAGUCCCUGCCCCCGCCACCACCUGUCUUGUAUGACUCUGAUGAAGAGGAGGAAUGCAAGCCCAUGACAUAUGAUGAGAAGCGGCAGCUGAGCUUGGAUAUUAACAAGUUGCCUGGAGAGAAGCUGGGUCGUGUAGUACAUAUCAUUCAGUCACGGGAGCCCUCCUUGCGUGAUUCCAAUCCUGAGGAAAUAGAGAUCGACUUUGAGACUUUAAAACCUUCCACACUCCGUGAACUGGAGAGAUAUGUGAUGUCCUGUCUCCGGAAAAAGCCCAGAAAGCCCUAUGCUCCCCUUAACUCUGCGCUCUCUGCAGCACUUAAGAAGCCAGUAGGGAAAACAAAGGAGGAGAUUGCACUGGAAAAGAAAAGGGAGCUGGAGAAGAGGCUGCAGGAUGUUAGUGGACAACUCAACUCCACAAAAAAGCCACCCAAAAAAGCCCACGAGAAGGUGGAAUCUGCUCAGCCUGUAUCUGUCUCCCGACUCAGUGCUUCCAGCUCCAGUUCAGACUCUGACAGUAGCAGCAGCUCCACUUCCAGCUCCUCAGAUACCAGUGACUCGGACUCUGGCUGAGGGAUGGAUCUAAAAUAUAUAUAUAUAAAUAUAUAAAAUGAGCGACUUUACCUUUCUGCUGGAGCAGGGCAGGAAGGCUGGAUUUUUGCUUCAUAAGUGGUUCUAAAAAGGAUCUGCAGGAACAGAACCUUAAUGAACUAAACUUAACACCCUUUGGGGGAAAUAAACUGAGGCCUUUGGUGUUUCCGUGAACUCUGCCUACCCCGCAGCUACUUGUACACGUAAGCACAGCUGGGGGAACGCCUGGAACAUGAGGCAUCACCCUUAAUAUCGGACUUGUGGCUCCCGUGUGGAAUACACUAACAAGGCAUUAUUGAGGGUGGGAGGGGACGAGGCAGAAGUGAUGCAGUGUCCUUAUUUUAUCCUGUUUACAAGUUCUCAUGGAGCGCACGGACACCUGGAAGAGGUAGAGUUCGGCUUCUGUCAGGGCCGGGGGUUUCAGAUGCCCUCUAAUGUAGGUGUUGCUCAGUGCAGUGUUACAAGUUGAGUCUAAGUUUUCUCCUACCCGUGAUAUGACGCACACUACAGUAAGGUGCUUGGGAUCAUUGCUCUGUUGCCAGAGUCCUGGAAUCUUGCUGAGAAGUGGUUGGAUUUUUUUUUUUUGUUUCCCCUAAGGGAGCUUCAAACAUCCUGCAGAGAAGCCUGCACAAGGGUCCAGAAAACAUUCUCCUUCAUACAUAUGAUUUCAAGGAACUUGAAAGCAUUUUUGUACAUGGUAUUGGUGGACAGAAAGUUCUGAGAAGUCCUACAGCCCUUUUACUGCAUGUAGUGUCAGGCCGGAGGGGGGUGCAGUCCAUCUGUAACGAGCACCCGACCUACAGAUUAUCCUGCGCAGCCAUUGUUCUUUUUUUAUUUAUUUAAAAAGAAAAAAAGAGAAGGAAAAACUUUAUUCUUUGUUUUAUAAUGUAAAAUAAUUACAGAGGGUGCCCUGUUGACACAGGGGCCGGUGUAGAUGUAAGAUUUUAUAAGCCUGUAUAUAUACGUGUGUGUAUAUUAUUCCGCGUUGCACAAGCAGCAUGUUUCUCAAUGUAAAGGGUGACUUUAUUUUUUACCUGGGGGGAAAAAAGUUUUCAUUUUCUUCCUAACCAUUUGUUUUGUUUGUCGCUAUGUAAAAAUCUGUCUCUUUGUCUCUCUUGUAUUUGUUGAAACCCUUUUAGUUUGGAAACAUGUAAAUAAAGAAAAUAUACUUCCA
This is a messenger RNA of Pseudophryne corroboree (corroboree frog), 4312 nucleotides long. RefSeq names its product bromodomain containing 2 (gene BRD2). The transcript has 12 exons. NCBI's taxonomy places the organism in Eukaryota, Metazoa, Chordata, Amphibia, Anura, Myobatrachidae. The record is from RefSeq and is a predicted model, not a curated record. The coding region runs from base 775 to 3120 and encodes 781 amino acids. Gene Ontology annotation, biological process: chromatin remodeling; regulation of DNA-templated transcription. Gene Ontology annotation, cellular component: nucleus; chromatin.